This is a messenger RNA of Closterium sp. NIES-65, 621 nucleotides long. The record is from the annotation of a GenBank genome assembly. NCBI's taxonomy places the organism in Eukaryota, Viridiplantae, Streptophyta, Zygnematophyceae, Desmidiales, Closteriaceae.
GUCGGGGGGCCACCGUCUUUCCUCGCCCCAACAGCGCUAUCCCACCACAUGCACAUAGCCCGCGCCGGCAAGCUCGUUGCCAUGGGAUCGGCCAAUGAGGAGGUGCCACGUGGCAUCGUGUCUGUCGCGGGGGCGCCUGCGGCUGCUCCUGCAGCGGUGGUGUACCGCGAGAGGCGGGCUGGGGGAGUCGGUGGUGGGGCACGGGAGAUUGUAGCAGCACCUGUGAGAAACCCUAACGCCCCUGCUGCUGAACCUGCUGCUGUGGAAGGGGGGGAAGAGGGAGCAGAAGGCUCCGACGCAGCAAAUGGGGAUGCGACACGUGGCAGAAAGGCAGUGGGCGCUUCAAUGCCACCUAAAGCAGAUGCAGUGGAUUUACUCAGGAUCUGCCCGACCUGUCAGGUUCCUAAAACUCCUUCCUCGGGGCAGGGUGUGGUCUGCCCGAUUUGCCGCGAUAGGCCAGCAGGGGACGCUGACGUGGCAGCGGGCAGAGAGAAAGCAAGAAGGCGGGAAGGGGACAGUAAAGUCAAGGACAAGGAGAAAUCGAAGCGAAUGAAGGGCCAAUCAUCGCAUGCCACAUGGAAGAGUGAGACAGAGAUGCAGUUGAGGCAGACAUAUGACUGA